ACUAUGAAUGCUGUUUACCGUGGUACCUAUUUGUCUCCUUGAUCCUCUCUGGUAUAGACCAAGUUCAUUAAGCACAGUCAUUUCUCAUUAGUAUUAUUCGUCUUGAUCAGCAACAAUGUGAAUAUAAAUUGCGAAGAAAGAAUGUCAGAAGACGCAGCCACCCGCGAGGCCACCAAUUACCGUCAAGCAUAUUCAACAUUCAGGGAGGGGAAAUGGUUACCAUUAUGCAGGUAAUCGAUCAUGGAAUUCAAUCGAUGACAAACAAGAGAAGUACCCUAAUGAUAUUCCAUCUAAUAAAACAUCAAGCAAUAUCCAACUAGAAAAGGAUGCUGGAUGUUAACUCUUAGAGGAAUCUUGACUUCUCAGCAACCGUGAGCCCAGGCAUGCCGCUUCCUGCUAAAAUCUGUGCCGAAACCAUUGCAGCUCUGCACUUUCUUCAUCCUAUCCCUAGCGAGCCGUUUUCAAAUCCAGUGACGAGCAUUCAAUGUCGAAAGGAUGAUUAUACCUUAUCUUUCGAAAAGGAGCGCAGCCUUUGUAGCACACUCGCUUUUCUUGCGUAUGCAAAGGAUGAUAAUAACAAUAUCCCAGCAGUAUGUUUGGAAGAGGGUACUGGUGCCGCAUAUUUGAACGUUCUGCUUGCCAUAAACAAAUUCGGGCACGACGGAGGAAACCAGGCUCUUGAGAGACUGAAGGCGGAAUUUGAGAGUAUUUUUUCUCUCCUCGCUCAUGCGGACGGUACCACAUUGGCCGUAGAAAAUGAUGUUUUUAGAGCCAUCGUUUCUAUGUGCUCAGCUCGGAUCCUCUACCGGUUAAGUCUUAUUCGAAGUCACAAAAGACGUCAAAAGCGGUCAAUUAAAGAAGGCCUCCAAGUUACCUUGGAAUAUCUCAAGCAGAACGUAAUCCGCAAACACGAACCUUCAUCCCCUCUGUAUUCAUUUAUCGACAGGGCAAAAGAUGUACUAAGGCUCAUCGAUUCUUGGGACAAGCAUCAGACGCAGCCUGAGUUAGAGGAACUGGUUGAUGGUAUUCGUCAUCUUCGGCAAGUUAAAAGCUUUUAUGCUUUCAUCAACAGCAUACCUGACCGAGACAUGGAGUCGGACUCGAAGGCUCGUCUCAUAAACACGAUAAGUAAAGUCGCGCGAUACCGUGAGGCAGCAAGGUCGCUAUACCGUGCAGCUAAAAAGAUCCCUCUUGUUCGGAAUAUGCAUCUCGUUAUUAUUCAGUUACCCCAAAAGGUAUUCGAUAAAGAUUUAGGCAGUGACUAUACGUCGAACCUUGGAGAUUCCCUCCCAGUAAUAGGCAAGCUUAAGAAGAAAAAAUAUCUGGAGCAAGUCUGUGAUUUGUUAAACACCACCAAGGAACAAGCAAAUAACCGAUUUAUUGAACAAACACGGAAGACCUUGCAGGAGGCGAGAAUCCAUGCCGAAAUCCAGCUCCUUUAUUACUGCGAGUUCUAUAUGUCGCCUAAUGCGCACAUGCCUCGAGUUGUGUGCUCAAGCAAGGAUGCCUGUUGGCUAUGUAACGAGUUCAUUCUCACGUACGAGAAGAUCCACACACCUAAAUGCCAUGGGAAGAUAUAUCCGGGGUGGCGACUACCGGCAUCGUGCGGGCCCGAGUGCCACGAUUUGGCGACGAGAUACAACAUUCGGCUUCAAGGCCAUGUCAGGAACGGCCUGGAAACAUUAUUUGCGAGAAGGGAGAAAACUGUGUAUACUGGUCCGAACGAGAGCACCUUACUCACAUUACCUUGGUCGUCCUCGACUUUGCCCACUAUGACAUCUUCCCCUUUAGACGCAUUAGAAACUUCAAGUACCAUAAACAAGGAUCAGCAAAAGAUUGAACUUCCUUCCGAAAGAGCAUCAACUCAUGAGUCUAUACUAGUCGAUGAUGAGGGGAGUAAGAAAAUACCGGUAGAGAUGGAAGAAAUAGUACAUGAAGAUUCUUCCCAUUUCAGCAGAGGAAGCAGUAGCAUUCCGGAAAGCCUGGACAAAAUAAGCACACCAAUGGCUUCGAGCCCUUCGGAGAGCAAUUUGACACUCGAGCUAGGUAAGGUCAGGUCAAAACAGGUUGAGAUCGGAAAGACUUCUUCACUAUACAAAGCAGGUCCCCUAGAAGUACAGAUUGAAUAUGCCGAGAAUUCAAACCCAGAGUCGCGAUGUGGGUCCCAGAAGAAACUCUCAUAUGCUGUAGAGUGGUUGACGUUUGAGGAGGCCGAAAGACUGCGAAAUGGACGAGACGAUCUUAUUAUUGAUGCGGGAUUACUUGAAGGCGAAAUAGAGCACAAUACGGACGGAGAUGGGUGUGUAUACAUUUCCAACGGCGAUGCCGUGGUGAAGAUCUUCAUGCGGCCGGUGGCUAUGGAGUAACGACAUGUCACCCAUCCCAUAUAGUAGCUACACUAUGAUUUUUUCGGUCACGAGGUUACCUGCCUAAGACAUCCAAGGAUUGCUUCACAGAUCACCUUGUAAAAUGGGGAGCAGGUAGUGUGCUAGUUGUUUUGCAAAGGUGUACCUAUAACUGUUAGGAAGGACCGGUAUAAUAAUCUGUAGAUAGCACCACGAUUCGUAAC
Molecule: messenger RNA, 2569 nt
Organism: Daldinia vernicosa
Lineage: Eukaryota; Fungi; Ascomycota; Sordariomycetes; Xylariales; Hypoxylaceae
Exons: 2
Coding region: 384-2366 (660 amino acids)
Source: RefSeq, a predicted model, not a curated record